AUGACAACUACCAUGACCACAGCUCCUUCUCAUGUACAUGAAACUAGUCAGGGUUCAACUCCAAGCACCAAUAAUGGUAGUCCUUUAAUACCAUCAAACACACCUUCAAAAGCAGCUGUGAUACACAAGCUGGGUCGGAAUCUGGAAUUCCACCAGUUGAUUAAAGAAUUUCAGAGUAAAUUGGGUCCUAAAUGGGAUAGAUAUUCUGAGAUAUUGAGUGCUUAUUUGAUAGGGAAAUUAAGCCGUACUGAACUUUUACAUAGUUUAAAGCCCAUUUUGAAUAGUCAACAGACUUACAGAUUGCAUAAUAAAUUACUUUUAUUGAAUUUGGCCAAUUCCAUAAAUGGUAAUAGUCCUGCUAACAAUUCAUCAAAUGAAAUUACCCCUGAAUUUUCAAUCUUUUGGAAUAGGCGACAACAGAAUAAAUUAAAGAAUGUUAGAUCUUCACAAUAUGAAAAGUUUAAACAGAAUAUCAUGGGACUUUCAAUUAGAGAAAGAAGAAGAAUAAAAAAUAUUAUACGAGAUGGUGGGAAGAAGGGGAAAUUAAAUGCAUUUAUUACUCUUACAAGACAUUCGUUACUUCCUAAAAUCCCCAUGAUUCAAGACAAGGAUCAACAACUGCUUCAAAUCAGUAAUAUAGUUCAAUGGCAACAGGAUGUUGUUAAUGGUAUUAAUGCACCUAUAGCUACUGACAACUAUGAACUACCUGACUACGACUUACUUCUGAGACGAAUUCUCAUGACAAUGCGUGAACAUGGUCUUACUGGUGGAUUGAACCCUCAAGUGUUAGAGAUGGUGAUGUUAGGGCUCGAAUCACAUUUGAAAAACGUGAUGGAGUCCGCCAUAGAUACAAUACGAUACAGGGAAACCAUGUAUGCCAAGAAUGAUAUUCUUCCUACAACCAAUAAUGAUUUAGAAAAGAAUGGAAAUUCAGAAGAUAGAAAUUCAGCAGGAAUUGAUUUGGACGUUCCAAAAUCUUCAAAGAAACCAAGAAUAGCCUUAUGCAUUGAAGAUAUGUAUGAUACUUUUGAGAUGUUUCCAUAUUUGAUUGAGCCACUGGGCCCAAAGUUAAGAUUAAGUAGCGUUAUGCUUGCUAAUGAAGACCAGAAGGAUUUGGAUGAAAUAGAUUAUACCCUCCCUCCUAAACCUGCAUCAUUACUUCUUGAAAAUGGAACCACUAGUGGGAUAAAGCUGGAAGAUAAAAAGCCUGGUGACACCAAUGGGAUCGCAAGGCCAAAUGAACAUAUUGGAACUACAGAUGAGUUAAAGUGGGUUUUACAUGACUUGGUAUCUACUAUGUAA
Messenger RNA from Lizanozyma spartinae, 1302 nucleotides. RefSeq lists its product as uncharacterized. Gene Ontology annotation, biological process: regulation of transcription by RNA polymerase II. Gene Ontology annotation, cellular component: SAGA complex. Lineage: Eukaryota; Fungi; Ascomycota; Pichiomycetes; Serinales; Debaryomycetaceae. Bases 1 to 1302 code for a protein of 433 amino acids. Gene Ontology annotation, molecular function: transcription coactivator activity. The transcript has a single exon. The record is from RefSeq and is a predicted model, not a curated record.